Messenger RNA from Gossypium raimondii (Peruvian cotton), 3418 nucleotides. Its product is annotated as probable sucrose-phosphate synthase 1. The coding region runs from base 46 to 3189 and encodes 1047 amino acids. Gene Ontology annotation, molecular function: sucrose synthase activity; sucrose-phosphate synthase activity. Lineage: Eukaryota; Viridiplantae; Streptophyta; Magnoliopsida; Malvales; Malvaceae. The record is from RefSeq and is a predicted model, not a curated record. Gene Ontology annotation, biological process: sucrose metabolic process. The transcript has 14 exons.
CAAAACCCACCAAAAAUAUAACAUAACUGUCUCAUCAGUCAAAGAAUGGCGGGAAACGAUUGGAUAAACAGUUACCUGGAAGCGAUCUUGGACGUUGGUCCAGGGAUCGAUGAAGCGAAAUCGUCAUUGUUGCUGAGGGAGAGAGGUCAUUUCAGCCCAACUCGUUACUUCGUGGAAGAGGUUAUCACUGGUUUCGACGAGACCGAUCUCCACCGUUCUUGGAUUCGAGCUGCUGCUACGAGGGGUCCUAAGGAGAGGAACACGAGACUGGAGAAUAUGUGCUGGAGGAUUUGGAAUUUGGCUCGAAAGAAGAAGCAGCUUGAGGGGGAGGAAGUUCAACGCAAUGCUAAGCGUCACCUUGAACGUGAAAGAGGCCGCAGGGAGGCAACUGCUGACAUGUCUGAAGACCUUUCAGAAGGAGAGAAAGGAGACUUUCCCGGUGAUGGUUCAGCUCAUGGCGAUAGUGUUCAAGGAAGAAUGCGUAGAAUUGUUUCGGUUGAUUUGAUGGAGAACUUGGCCAAUCAGAUUAAAGAAAAGAAGCUCUAUAUUGUUUUGAUAAGUCUUCAUGGUUUGUUAAGGGGUGAAAACAUGGAGCUUGGUCGUGAUUCUGAUACAGGUGGCCAGGUCAAGUAUGUAGUAGAACUUGCUAGGGCCUUGGGCACAAUGCCAGGAAUUUAUCGGGUUGAUUUGCUGACAAGACAAGUGUCAGCUCCGGAUGUUGAUUGGAGUUAUGCUGAACCAACAGAGAUGCUUACGCCAAGAACUACAGAGAGCUCAAUGCAGGAGCUUGGUGAGAGCAGUGGUGCUUAUAUUAUUCGUAUCCCCUUCGGUCCAAAAGAUAAAUAUAUACCCAAAGAACUUCUUUGGCCUCAUAUUCCUGAGUUUGUUGAUUGUGCACUUAGUCACAUCCGACAGAUGUCCAAAGUUCUAGGUGAGCAAAUUGGCGGUGGGCAACCAGUCUGGCCUGUUGCUAUUCAUGGACAUUAUGCAGAUGCGGGUGAUUCUGCAGCUCUUCUUUCUGGGGCUCUAAAUGUGCCAAUGCUUUUCACUGGCCACUCACUUGGUAGAGAUAAGCUAGACCAGAUAUUGAAACAGGGUCGACAAUCGAGGGACGAAAUAAAUACAACUUACAAAAUCAUGCGACGGAUAGAGGCUGAGGAGUUAUCUCUUGAUAGCUCUGAAAUUGUUAUAACCAGCACUAGACAGGAGAUAGAAGAGCAGUGGCGCCUUUAUGAUGGCUUUGAUCCAGUACUGGAGCGCAAACUUAGAGCAAGGAUCAAAAGGGGUGUCAACUGCCAUGGGAGGUUUAUGCCUCGUAUGGUUGUAAUUCCUCCUGGAAUGGAGUUUCAUCAUAUUGUUCCACAUGAAGGAGACAUGGAUGGGGAUGCAGAAAGAAAUGAAGAAGAUCCUACUCCUGACCCACCAAUUUGGUCCGAGGUAAUGCGUUUCUUUACAAACCCACACAAACCGAUGAUUCUUGCCCUUGCUCGGCCGGACCCUAAAAAGAAUAUUACAACUUUAGUCAAAGCAUUUGGAGAGUGCCGACCUUUAAGGGAGCUUGCUAAUCUUACAUUAAUAAUGGGAAACCGUGAUAAUAUUGAUGAAAUGUCUGGCACAAAUGCAACUGUGCUUCUCUCGAUUCUUAAACUGAUUGACAAGUAUGAUUUGUAUGGCCAAGUAGCAUAUCCCAAGCACCACAAGCAGUAUGAAGUUCCUGAUAUUUACGGGCUAGCAGCAAAAACGAAGGGUGUUUUUAUUAAUCCAGCAUUUAUCGAGCCAUUUGGGCUUACUUUGAUCGAGGCAGCAGCAUAUGGUUUGCCUAUUGUUGCCACAAAAAACGGGGGUCCAGUUGACAUUCACAAGGUUCUUGACAACGGUGUACUAGUUGAUCCCCACGAUCAGCAGUCUAUUGCUGAUGCUCUUCUAAAACUUGUUUCAGACAAGCAAUUGUGGGCGAGGUGCAGACAGAAUGGACUGAAAAAUAUUCAUCAGUUUUCUUGGCCGGAGCACUGCAAAACAUAUUUGUCUCGGAUAGCCAUGUGCAAGGCAAGGCAACCACAGUGGCAGAGAAGUAAUGUUGGCUUUGAAUAUCCAGAACCGAAUUCACCUGGUGAUUCUUUGAGAGACAUACAAGAUUUAUCUUUAAACUUAAAGCUAUCACUGGAUGGUGAAAAGAAUGAAGGAACUGGAACUUUCGAUAAUUCUCUGGAUUCUAUUGAUCGAAAAAGCAACUUGGAGAAUGCUUUUCUAAAGUUAUCCAACGGAAUUAUAGGAGGUACAGAAAAGGCAAGUUUAAUGGAGAAAGCAGAACAAAAUGUUAGUGGUAGUAGGUUUCCGGUUUUGAGGUCGAAGAAGUACAUUUUUGUGAUAGCUGUGGAUUGUGAUUCAGUCUCGGAUAUUCCUAAAAUAAUUAAGACAAUCAUGGACGUAGCAGGAAAAGAGAAUUCUAUUGGGCUUAUAUUAUCGACAUCCUUGUCAAUAUCUGAGGUACACUCCCUUCUUAUCUCGGGAAGCAUAAGUCCAUUGGAUUUCGAUGCUUUAAUCUGUAACAGCGGUGGUGAUUUGUACUAUCCUUCAACCAGUUCGGAAGAUGGUACUGGGCUUCCCUUCACUGUAGACUUGGAUUAUCAAUCGCACAUCGAAUACCAUUGGGGUGGAGAAGGUUUAAGGAAAACAUUGGUUCGAUGGGCUACUUCUGUUAAUGAGAAAAAAGGACAAAUCAUCUCGGAAGAUGAAUCACGAUCUACUGUCCAUUGCUAUACAUUCGAUGUGAAGGAACCUGAAUCGAUUCCCCCAGUUAAGGAGCUUCGAAAGUUGAUGAGAAUCCAAGCUCUUAGAUGCAAUGUUAUCUAUUGUCAAAAUGGCACCAUAUUGAAUGUUAUUCCUGUUUUGGCAUCUCGAGCUCAAGCUUUAAGGUACCUAUAUAUUCGUUGGGGCAUGGAGUUAUCAGGCAUUGUCGUGUUUGCCGGAGAAUGUGGAGACACGGAUUAUGAAGGCUUGCUUAGAGGUGUCCAUAAAACGGUCAUAUUGAAGGGAAUUGGCAACACUGCUCUCAAGCUUCACUCCAACAGAACGUACCCUCUAGAUCAUGUCCUGCCAUUUGACAGUCCCAACAUCCAUCAUGCUGAAGGAUGCAGCAAUGAGGAAAUACGGUCAUCACUUCGAAAACUUCAGGUUAGCAAGGAAUAGUAGUUCUGGUUUGACGUGUCAUAAAUAGUACGUCCGGUCUCUCUGAUAUCUAAGGUAUGGAUCCUUCUGUCCAUAAAAACCACACUUGAAUAUUGAUACAUAGCCUAUAUACUUCACUUCCUCGUCUUCCUUACUAUACCAAAGAAAAUCAAUUCCAUUUUUAUUUCAAGGUUCAAAUAUUGACUCAUAUAUUUAUUAUCUAAAUCUACCUGCUUUAAUGGAUUGAGUA